AUGCACAACGAUGCAGGGGGCCUGUUCCACAGAUACGUAAGGGCAGAAGUAGAUAGGGCUGUAGUGAAUAGUGCAUCAUUAAGGAAGGCCAUUAAACAUCACCAAAGAGAUUUGCAGGGCUCGGCUCACAACGUUUCAUGUGCAUCUGAGGUCUCUGCAUCCAUUACCAGAUCGCAGCCACAGACAGCCUUGUACGACAAGGUCCUCAUCGAAAGGUACCCGAAUGACCCAGAUGCCUCUGCAGCUGUGCAGCAGGUCACAAAUAAAGGAUUUAGAUAUUUCCAAGAACUUGAGUUGGAAUAUCACAUUGGCGUUGCCUACGAGGAAGGUGUUCUUGAUGCUGGUGCCUGUGCCCAAGUUUAG
Molecule: messenger RNA, 363 nt
Organism: Echinococcus granulosus
Lineage: Eukaryota; Metazoa; Platyhelminthes; Cestoda; Cyclophyllidea; Taeniidae
Exons: 2
Coding region: 1-363 (120 amino acids)
Source: RefSeq, a predicted model, not a curated record